GAAUUCCGCGACGCCCAGGAGCCUGCAGAUAGGAAACCUGAGCUUGAGAAAUUGAAACACCUCAGCUGUUAUCUCCUGUACGGAUCUUGAGCUCUGCCUGGUGGCCGUGCUGUCUCCAACUUCCCUACCCCAAAACUGACAUCACUUCAAAGAGUCAAAGAUGUGACAUGUCUGUAAGAACUGCAGUGACCUUUAUUUUCCAUGCCAGAGUGUUGUGUGAAAUCUACAGCACCCAACAAGCAACACUUUGAGUUGAAAAUGGUAGAGUAGCUUGGGGCCAGUAUUGGCUAUGGGUGACAUCUUUCUAUACAAACCAACCAAGGCGGAAGUCGAUGCUUUUCUGAGAUGUGACCCUCAGGCUGUCUGUGCUUACCACAUCCAGCUGCAAACCACUCGUGGCAACUCACUGUGAGAAGUGAAGUGAGCUGCACAGGCAGUGAGUUUGUCUUGCUGAGAAUUUGCAGCUCUUGAAAGUCUUGGCAAAUCUGGUCUGUCUGUUGUAUUUCAGGUGAAGAGGGAUAACAAGGCUAGAUUCAAAAUUUAUGUGAGGUCAGGUAUGAAAACGUGUUUUCCUUGGCCUGCCUAGCAGGAAUCGGGUCCAAUGCCCCAGUCAGCUUUGAAAUUCUGAGAUACUGCUUGGGCUGUGGACUCAGAGGUGGUUUUCAGAUGAGCUUAUUCAGAAAAUUGGUAUUAUAAACUACAGUUCUAGCUAGUCCAAUUGUUGUUUUAGGAUAAAGCAACAGUUUCAGGUUGGUUUGUUCCGUUUCAGCUUCCCCCUUCUGGAAAGUUGUGCUGUGAAGACUUAUGUGUCAAUAUGCAAAGCACAUAAAAUGCACCUGACAGCUGCUUGUUUUUUUUUUCCCUGUUGCCUAGGUAAGGGACUGUAAUAUUGUAGGGAAGGUCUUGCCAUAAAAUGACUUUAUUUGUGACCCUUGUAGUAGCAACCUGACACAGGAAGGUUCAUUCUAAUUAGUCAUUACAUCUUAUGAUGUUCGGAUCCUGGAAAAACAGUUUACCAAUGUCCAUUAUUAAAAACAGUUUAUAAGGAUUUAUGAGAUUAUGGUGCCAACACUAGAGAAAUAAACUUGUAUAUGAAGUGAUCAAUCACUUUAAAUUGACUGGUGUUAUUCAAUUUUGGGGAAAGAUGGCCAAAUCUGUAUGAAAUAUGUUGGCUGACGAGCACUUCAUCACAUGAGAAAGCUCUGGUUCCAGUAAUGUUUUCAGUGAUCCUCAUUCUAAUUCAUCGCAAGAGAAAUAUGCAUCAUCUGGGAAAACUUCCUUCUCCUGCUUGAUUUUUUUAAAAUAAAUUUAAUAACCCACACCGUUUUUUUGCAAGGUGAUGGAAGAUCUAGGAAGCUGGAAUUAUCUUGUUACCAUUUAGAGACUUAGAAGCUGGCUGCUUAUUUAAAGUCUUUUAGGAUGUUUUAGGAUGAGAAAACCUCGCUGGAAAACUAGGUUUGCUACCUAGGAAGAAGCGGUGGAAGCAUGUGGAUCCUGCAGCAGCAGAGGUAGUGAAGAUUUGCCUGGUGGGGUGAUAGCUCUUCUCUUUGUGGUCCUUUGAUCUCCAGUGAAGAACAACCCCAUGGUGCUGCUGGGGCGCUUGCAAGCAGGCAACUGCUAUGUCAGUGGACUGCCUGGGACAGCAUGCAGUACUCUCAGGCCGCCGCUUCCUCUACAUAGUCAAUCUGGAUGCACCGAACGAGGGCCAUCGAAAGAUCUCCCGACAGAGCAAGUGGGACAUCGGGGCGGUGCAGUGGAACCCGCACGACAGCUGCGCGUACUACUUUGCAGCUUCGAGCAACCAGCGAGUUGACCUGUAUAAGUGGAAGGAAGGUAAUGGGGAGGUUUGCACGUCAUUGCAAGGACACACGCGUGUGAUCAGUGACUUGGACUGGUCAGUGUUUGAACCAGACCUGCUGGUCACCAGUUCUGUUGACACAUACAUCUACAUCUGGGACAUCAAAGACACCAGGAAGCCUACAGUCUCGCUCUCUGCAGUGGCUGGAGCCUCCCAGGUCAAAUGGAACAAGAAGAAUGCCAACUGUUUAGCAACAAGCCACGAUGGGGAUGUCCGAAUAUGGGACAAAAGGAAACCCAGCACUGCAGUAGAAUACUUAGCAGCUCAUCUCUCUAAAAUCCAUGGUCUGGAUUGGCAUCCUGACAAUGAGUACACGCUGGCCACUUCCAGCCAGGACAACUCUGUCAGGUUCUGGGAUUACCGUCAGCCUCGGAAAUACCUCAAUAUCCUUCCCUGCCAGGUUCCUGUCUGGAAGGCAAGAUACACGCCUUUCAGCAAUGGGCUGGUGACAGUGAUGGUCCCCCAGCUCCGACGAGAGAACAGCCUACUUCUCUGGAACGUCUUUGACUUGAACACACCUGUCCAUACUUUUGUGGGACAUGAUGAUGUGGUGCUGGAGUUUCAGUGGAGGAAACAGAAAGAAGGUUCUAAAGACUACCAGCUGGUUACAUGGUCCCGUGAUCAGACUCUGCGGAUGUGGCGGAUUGACUCUCAGCUGCAGAGGCUGUGUGCUAAUGAUAUCCUGGAUGGAGUUGAUGACCUCAUCGAUGGGAUUUCUCUUCUGCCUGAGCCGGACAAGACCCUUCAACCCCAGGACUCUGAGCCCCAACAUAACUCUGGGCACGGGGAUGAGGAAGGUGAGGCAAGUGCCUUAAAAGAAGACUUCCUGAAUGACCUUCUGGUGGGAAAGAAAACAGACCAACUGGGGCUGCCUCAAACGCUGCAGCAGGAGUUCUCACUGAUCAACGUGCAGAUCAGAAAUGUCAACGUGGAGAUGGAUGCGGUGAAUCGUAGCUGCACAGUGUCAGUGCACUGUGGCAACCACAGAGUCAGGAUGCUGGUGAUGUUCCCUGUCCAAUAUCCCAAUAAUGCUGCACCAUCCUUCCAGUUCAUCAACCCGACUUCCAUCACUGCUUCCAUGAAGGCCAAGCUGCUGAAGAUACUGAAAGACACUUCUCUGCAGAAAGUGAAGCGGAACCAGAGCUGCCUGGAGCCCUGCCUGCGUCAGCUUGUCUCCUGGCUGGAGUCUGUCGUGAACCAAGAGGACAGCACGUCCAGCAACCCCUACGCUCUGUCCAACUCCGUAACAACCCCCUUGCCCACCUUUGCCCGGGUCUCCAAUGCCUAUGGCUCCUACCAGGACUCUAACAUCCCAUUUCCACGGACCUCUGGAGCCCGGUUCUGUGGUGCAGGGUACCUGGUGUAUUUCACGAGACCCAUGACCAUGCACCGUGCAGUGUCCCCAACAGAGCCCACACCCCGGUCCCUGUCAGCUUUAUCAGCAUACCAUAGUGGCCUCAUUACUCCGAUGAAGAUCCGUACAGAGACUCCAGGCAAUCUGCGUUUGUACAGCGGGAGUCCUACACGCAGUGAGAAGGAGCAGGUCUCCAUUAGCUCCUUCUACUACAAAGAGAGGAAGUCAAGGAGGUGGAAAAGCAAACGGGAGGGGACAGAUGCCAACAACCGACCCAUCAAAGCUGCUGGGAAAGUUAUUAUACAAGAUAUUUCCUGCUUGCUGCCUGUGCACAAGCUGCUGGGAGAGCUCUACAUAUUGAACGUGAAUAAUAUCCAGGAGACUUGCCAGAAGAAUGCUGCCUCAGCCAUGGCUGUCGGACGGAGGGAUCUUGUACAGGUUUGGUCACUGGCCAUGGUAGCCACUGAUCUUUGUCUUGGACCGAAGUCUGACCCAGAUUUGGAGAUACCUUGGGCACAACAUCCAUUUGGACGUCAAUUACUGGAGUCCUUGCUGGCUCACUACUCACAGCUCCACGACGUGCAGACCCUGGCCAUGCUGUGCAGCGUGUUUGAAGCCCAGUCCAGGUUACAGGGGUGCCCGAACUCCUAUGGCCCCUUUCCUCAGCGUGCCUCCAACCUGGCCUCCCACAGCCGAUACCCCAGCUUUACUUCCUCUGGUUCCUGUUCCAGCAUGUCGGAUCCUGGACUUGGCACUGGGGGCUGGAGCAUAGCAAACAAGGACACGGAGCAGACCUCCGCUCCCUGGUGCGAGUCUUCUCCGGAUGAGUUCCGCUACAGCAACCUGAUGUAUCCCGACCACCGGGAGCGCGAGAAAGACCAGCACGAGAAGAACAAAAGGCUGCUGGAUCCUGCUAACACUCAGCAGUUUGAUGACUUUAAGAAGUGCUAUGGUGAAAUCCUCUAUCGCUGGGGACUGCGAGAGAAGCGAGCUGAGGUCCUGAAGUUUGUCUCCAGUCCUCCUGAUCCCCACAAAGGAAUUGAGUUCGGUGUGUACUGCAGCCACUGCCGCAGCGAGGUGCGGGGCACCCAGUGCGCCAUCUGCAAGGGCUUCACCUUCCAGUGUGCCAUCUGCCACGUGGCCGUGCGGGGCUCCUCCAACUUCUGCCUGACGUGUGGGCACGGUGGCCACACCAGCCACAUGAUGGAGUGGUUUCGCACGCAGGAGGUGUGCCCCACGGGCUGCGGGUGCCACUGCCUGCUCGAGAGCACCUUCUGAACAGCACGAGAGCAGAGCGCCCCGGGAAUGGGAUUUCGGAUGGAAUUCCCAAGCCGUGCUGACUGAGCCCUGUGCCGUGUGGAGGAGCUGUGCAGGGAGCCGACGCAGGACUUGUGGCGUUGUGCUGACGUUUCCGAGUGCUUCCAGUGUCCCUGUGUUUCCCAGGUUGCUUUCAGACCACUUGGACCAAACUCCAAUGUGUCCAUUGCUGGCAAUGGAUGCCAGACCACAAAGCUCACGCUUGCUCUGCAGGAAGAGUGUAAAUAUUGGCUAGUCUCUGCUGGGCUGAGGAAGGGCUUCAGAGUUCCUUUGGAAAGCACUCGGCCGGCAGAGCCAGACUUGCUCCAGUUGCGUCGUGUCUUUCCAGGUGCCUCCUGACAGGGGCCCUAGGGUGAGCUGGGCAGAGCUUCUUCACACACUUGAGGCAGAAGUAAUUUGCAAGCAGCAGUGAGCUCUGCAGGCUCACUGUCAACUGUGCUCAACGAGUGACUGUGCUCCAAGUUACUUUCUGAACCAACGGGGUCCUUAGUUUUGAACUGCUGUUUACAAUGUUGAGGUUAUCCCAUAAAGCAAGAGUGAAAUGAUGUUUUUCAGCAUUAUUUCCUAAAUAGCCUCCUCCCACUGCUCUCUAUCAGCACCUGGUGUGAAAAGCCCGGCCACGCAACCGCAGCCGCUAGGAUUAGUCGCUUUCUUCCAGGAGUUGAUUGCUCUUCAGUAGGUGUCUCUGCGCUCUGCUCUGCUCUGGGUGAUUCAGUGCACUUUAACUUGCCUGCCCCUGCCUUGUUGGCAGCUCGUCCUCAGGGCUGGGAGUGGCAGCUGCCUUUGGGUUCAGGAUCCAUGGCAGGCUUCGAGGACUGCGGGUCUCCCCUCAGCUGAGGAGGACAGUGCGGGAAGCCUUGGCUUCCUCCUUGGGAAGACACGAGGAGAACGCUUGCUCCAUGCAGGGGGAAACUGAUGAGUAAUUUGGGAUGAUUUCAGGGGGAAAAGGGGUUGGAAAAGAGGUGGGGUUCACAGAGGCAACAGGUUUGUGCCUUCCCUUUGAGAAUGUCCUGGAUGGAUCCCGCUCUUCGGGGCUGUGCCUGCUGCCUGGUCCGGCCUGGGGCCGCUGUUGUAUGCCUGUCUGUGGCUGUGAUAACUCAGGCCGUGGGCUCCUGCCGUGGAAUGAACAGAAGAUGUAUCUUAAACAUUAAAGUUAUUUUUUGAAGCGCG
This is a messenger RNA of Numida meleagris (helmeted guineafowl), 5699 nucleotides long. RefSeq names its product WD repeat domain 59 (gene WDR59). The record is from RefSeq and is a predicted model, not a curated record. Lineage: Eukaryota; Metazoa; Chordata; Aves; Galliformes; Numididae. Bases 1620 to 4490 code for a protein of 956 amino acids. The transcript is spliced from 27 exons. Gene Ontology annotation, molecular function: protein binding.